Siniperca chuatsi (mandarin fish) is the source of this 6476-nucleotide messenger RNA. RefSeq names its product tyrosine-protein phosphatase non-receptor type 14-like. The transcript is spliced from 20 exons. Gene Ontology annotation, cellular component: cytoskeleton. The coding region runs from base 625 to 4497 and encodes 1290 amino acids. Gene Ontology annotation, molecular function: protein tyrosine phosphatase activity. NCBI's taxonomy places the organism in Eukaryota, Metazoa, Chordata, Actinopteri, Centrarchiformes, Sinipercidae. The record is from RefSeq and is a predicted model, not a curated record. Gene Ontology annotation, biological process: lymphangiogenesis; protein dephosphorylation.
UGUCCUAAACGCCUCCAUUGGACUAGAGGGACCACUACUAUAAACAUACCCAGAGUCCCUGCGAGAGAAGACCACGUCGUUGUUAUUCACGGCCAAGUUUGGGGAAGUUUUGCGACUGUUUUCUGUUUUUCGUGCUCCGUGAAAAACUCUGAAAACAGACAAAAACCUUGGGAGUCGAAGCAGCUACAGGGCUGCCUUUGCGACUUUUUGUUCUCAAAGUUGCGCUCAUAUGAUUCAAGAGUUUCUCGAGAUUUUGUUUUUCCACAUGGGAACUUAAACUUAUUUAAAAGACAAACUACACGGGAAUUAUCUGUUCGCUGUGCGCUUCGAAGCCGUCGAGCAAAGAAGAGUUUCUCCAGCGGGGAGCAGAAAACGGCAUGUAGCGCAGGAUCAAGGCACCCGUUCAUCCUCCUCCUCCUCAUCGUCGUCCUCCUCCUCUCCGGACAUCUUUGGGAAUGGGCCAGCGCCUUGCCAGGGUGCAUCUUUCCACCCGGUGGUGUGGCCGGCGUCGUGCGAGAGUGAGGAGGGCAGCGGCCAGGUCAUAGAGCCCACCCAUCCCUCUCUUCGCUUGCUUGCUCCCAAGUAACCUUUGACCUUCGACUCAGCUGUGACCUCCAGUCAGCCAUGCCCUUCCGGCUGAAGCUGCGGCGCACACGGCGCUACAACGUCCUGAGUAAGAACUACUUUGUGACACGGAUUCGCCUGCUGGACAGCACUGUGAUUGAAUGCACUCUGUCAGUAGAGAGUACGGGACAGGAAUGUCUGGAGGCAGUGGCCCAAAGGCUGGAACUACGGGAGACCCAUUACUUCGGGCUGUGGUUCCAAGGAAAGACCCAGGCCCCGGCCCAUCGCUGGGUGGAACUGGAGAAACCCCUCAAGAAGCAGCUGGACAAGUUUGGCAAUGAGCCACUACUCUUCUUCGGAGUCAUGUUCUACGUGCCCAGUGUUUCCCGGCUGGAGCAAGAAGCCACCAGGUAUCAGUAUUACCUGCAGGUGAAGAAGGAGGUGCUGGAUGGACGUCUCCACUGCACAGUAGAGCAGGGGAUCAGACUAGCUGGCCUAGCUGUACAAGCUGACUUUGGAGACUUCACUCAGUUCACGUCUCAGGACUUCCUCAGGGAGUACGUGCUCUUCCCAGUGAACUGGCCUAAUGGAGACGAGGUACUGGAGGAGUGGACCCAGAAAGUUGCUGAGGAGCACAAGAGUCACUGUCGAAUGCAGACCGCUGAAGCAGAGCUGCUGUACAUCAAGGAGGUGGAGAAACUGGACGCCUUUGGCCAGGAGAGCUUUCCUGCUAAGGACAACUACACCAACGAUAUUUUCAUUGGUGUUUCCUUCAUUGGAGUGUUUGUCAAACACAGAAAUGGCAGAUCCAUCAUGCUCCACAAGUGGAAGGACAUUGGCACCAUAGCACACAACAAGUCAGCCAUCACAGUGGAGAUAACAAGCAGAGACGACACCAUCAUUUUUCACAUGGAGGAUAUGGAAAUGGCCAAGUACAUUGCUCGUCUUUUCACGGCCAGACACAAAUUCUACAAACAGAACAAGAUCUGUGCAGAGCCCACUCACUCACCUGCACCAAUCAGGAGGAGACCCACCUGGACCCACCGCCGAUCUCUGCCGCGGCCCCAGUCCUGUAACUUCCAGUCAAUGCAUUCCCAGUAUGGAGAGCAUUAUCAGGACACACAGAGCUCUCAAGACAGUAUCUUCCAUGAUGACCCCUACUACAAGUCAGAGACCAGUCUGGACCGCUGCCAGGUGGACUUUCCCUUUCGAAAUGGUACCGUGCCCAAUGGAAGCAUGUACAGCAGCCCCAGCCUGAGCUCCCUCAAUCAUUCCCAGACUUUCAUUCCGCCCUCACCCAUGUCCUCCAAUCUCAGCAUCCCCGGCAGUGAGCUCAUGCGCCCUGACUACAUCCCCAGCCACCGCCACAGCGCCAUCAUUGCUCCGUCCUAUCGGCCCACGCCAGAGUACGAUGCUGUCAUGCGCCAGAAGCAGCGCAUGCUCCCCGCUCAACGUGACCUCCACAGCCAAUCGCUGCGCAGUCUGAACAUCAGUAAUGCGUGUGCUUACCGCCAGCCUGAGGCUCUGGUGUAUAGCCAGCCAGAGAUGAGGGAGAGGGGCCCUUAUCAUGGCCUGGGGCCCAGCCCGGGACCUUAUACACCACAGAUCAGCUACAGUAAGCCAGUGUCCCAUGGCCCUCAUCAGGGAGGACCAGCCAGCAACCAGGGCCCCUGUCAUUCACCCUGUGUUAAUGGAGGUGGAGGCAGUGGCGGGGUUGGAGGUGUAGGAAGCUCCAUCUCUCACACUGUCAGCACACCUGAGCUGGCAAAUACCAAACAACAGGGGACUAAUGCGGGAAGCUAUGCUGCUACAGCUAAUAUGCUGAGAAACCACAUGUCGCGCCCUCCUCCACCUUAUCCUUCCAGCUCCUUCCGCCCGGCCACCAGCACCCCAGACCUGGCCAGCCACCGUCACCGCUGUAUCGGGGGCAGCAGUCCAGAGCUGGUUACCCGUAUGGUGCAGCUAUCGGUUAAGACCUUCCAGCCGGACAGCUCAGCCGUGGUGCACCAGUCCCUGCUGGAGGUUAGUGAACCAUUAACUGCAGCCGCUAAGCACCGCUCCACCCUGGGCAAGAGACACAGCAUGGAGGUGAUCAGCAGCAUGAGAGGAGGAGGGAUGGAGGGCAUGGUGAUGAAGGGCAUGAAUGCUCCCCUUCAUCGGAGGAAUACUCUCAGAGAACAUGUGAUGCCCCCUCAGCCUCAGUCCCUUCCUCAGCCCCAGCCCCAAACCCCUCAGCCACAACCCCAGCCGCAGCCUCAAUCUCCACCUCAGCAGCCACAGGAGUUGCUCAUGCAGAUGCCUGCCCAGAAAGCACCUGAGGCUUCUGUAGCACCACCUGGACCAGUGGCCUACCAGCAUCAAAAGACUCUCUCCAAUGCUACCAUGCUCAUACACAGUAGUGAGAGUGAAGAAGAGGAGGAAGAGGAAGAGGAGAGGCCUGAGCUUGAUGUUCAAAUCCCAAGUCUCAAUGAGGACAUCAGCAUCAGCGCUCAGCUCCAGGCGGCUCUGGCCAAGCUGCCCAACAAACCCCCUCCAGAGUAUCCUGGUCCUCCUAGACCUCCUAGCAAUGUUCAAAUUCGCACCCACAAUCACAACCACACUCAUCACCACAACCACAAUCAAGGACUACAGAGCAACCAUGGACCAAUAGACCCAAACCAAGCCCUGGGCCGAGCGCUCAAAACUGGGCAGAGCCCAGGAGGUGGUGGUGCAGGCGGUGGUGGUGCAAGUGGUGGUGGGACACUGACCCGGGGAGACCAGGGUGGGGUGAAUGGAGCAGUUUUAGGUCCGUCCAUUUCAGAACCGGACCUGACCAGUGUGAAGGAGAGGGUGAGGAAGGAGCCGGUCAAAGAGAGGCCGGUGUCAGAGAUGUUCUCCUUAGAAGAUAGCAUAGUGGAGAGGGAAAUCGCUCAGAGGACCCUGGAAAGACAGAAGAUGUCCGUGGACUCCAUGAAGAGACCACUGAUGAUGGCCGCCCUCAACGGCCUCUACGUGGCCCGAAUGCCUGUCCCUGAAAGUCCUGCAGAAGAAGGUUCCAAGAGUGCCACCGACGAACGGUGUAAGACCUUGGAGUUGAAGCUGGAAGAGGAGCGGGUCUUCACUGAGUAUGAGCAGGUUCCCAAGAAGAGGGCAGACUGUGUCCUCACCACAGCAACUCUGCCUGAAAACACAGAGCGCAACCGUUUCCGUGACGUCGUUCCGUACGAAGAGAAUCGGGUCGAGCUUGUACCAAACAAGGAGAACAACACGGGCUACAUCAAUGCCUCGCAUAUCAAGGUGAUGAUCAGAGGGGAGGAGUGGCACUACAUUGCCACCCAGGGCCCGCUAGCCAAUACCUGUGCAGACUUCUGGCAGAUGGUCUGGGAGCAGGGGGUCAACGUCAUCGCCAUGGUUACUGCAGAGGAGGAGGGUGGCAGGUCCAAGAGUCACCGCUACUGGCCCAAACUGGGCUCCAAACACAACUCGGCCACUCAUGGAAAGUUCAAGGUGACCACCAAAUUCCGCACCGACUCAGGCUGCUACGCCACCACGGGGUUAAAGGUCAAACACCUGCUGUCUGGCCAGGAGAGGACGGUUUGGCACCUGCAGUACACUGACUGGCCUGAGCAGGGCUGUCCCGAAUAUGUCCAGGGAUUCCUCGCCUACCUAGAGGAGAUCCAGUCUGUAAGGAGACACACUAACUCCAUGCUGGACACCUCAAAGAGCCUAAAUCCACCUGUGGUGGUGCACUGUAGUGCCGGGGUGGGUCGCACCGGAGUGGUCAUCCUCACUGAGCUUAUGAUCAGCUGCCUGGAGCACAAUGAGCCAGUGGAGGUUCCCACCAUGUUGUCAGGGCUGAGGCAGCAGAGGAUGCUGAUGGUGCAGACCAUUUCCCAGUACAAGUUUGUCUAUCAGGUCCUCAUCCAGUUCCUCAAGAACUCCCGCCUCAUCUGAGCCCGGGAUCCUGACCUUUGACCUUACAUGAGGAGGCAGAGAGGCACCAGAUAACAACAAUGGUACUUCAAAUUAGCACAAGGACUGUACAACAGAUACAGUAUAACUAAUAUCUGGUUGAAAGCAGAUACAGAGAUACAGUUUUCCAUGUGGCAGUUUAUGUUUAUGGAAAUUCUAGUGGAUUUUCAUACAAACUCACCUCAAGGUAGGAAAGGAUUCAUGUAGGCCUGUAUACAAACUGACAAACAUUUUUUCUAAUCCGUGUAUUCAGAUGUUCUUUUUCCCCAUGGGUUUUAUUCUUGGACCUGGUCCUCCUGUGUGGAGAAUGCAUGUUUGUGCGUUUUCUCCAUGUAGGUCAGCUGAAUAAGCAGCUUGUUUUGCCUGCAGGUGUGAAUGUGUUUGUCUGAACCCAUGUGUUUUUGAGAUUUCUUAAGAAAUAUCUUGAGAAAUCAAAUGUCAGUUUCAGUUUGGAUAGAUUGCCUGCCUGCUACAUUUCCCAUUCAUUAUUUAGCCAUUAUUAGAAAUGGCACUAUGCUGCAUGAACAGUAGGUGGCAGCAGUAUUAUUACUAUUUUCUACACUCUGAAAGAGUUUGCCAGACAAAAGUAUUCUUUAAAUCACUGUUCUAAAAUGUUCCUUUAACAGAGUACUGAUUAAUACAGCAAAUAUUUACUUCAACAUUGUAACAAAUGUUUUUAUUUAUUUAGAUUGUGGUCACCUUUGCCAUUGAACGCAGCAUUGACAAGCAUGUUGAUCCUUGCCCUGUCAAUUUUCUUUUCAUCUUUUAAACUUGUCUUGUUUUUUUACUAUAUUUUUCGGAAAGCCUUCCUUGUUAAUUUCAAAAGGGUCCCUCCGAUUAUCCUUCUGGAGUUGCCUCAUUGGAUUCACUUCUAUUAAACUCCCUCCUCCACAUACAAACACACACACAAAGUAAAUUCUCAGUUAGUUGUUUCUUGAAUCACAGCUCCUUGCGAUCAAGUACUUUUUAUCACAUUUCUUACCUAAAAGCAUUUCAAAGUCUAAAAGCUGUUUAUACAAUGAAUUGGAGAUAAUUUAGAAAUACCAUUUCACAGGUUAUCAUAUGCAGUCAAUAGAGAAUGAUGUCCUUAUACAGCAAAUACUGCAUCAUUGUGCCUUAUUGAAACAUGAAACAAGGAGAAGCCGUCUGGCUGACAUUCCUAUCCUUGUUUUAGGGUUCUGGAUGGGUUUGAUAAACUAAAUUCUUUUUCUUUUUCUCCAAAGAUUAAAUCUUUAAAUCAGUAUUUAAGUGUGUUUUGUUAUAAGAACAACUUUAACAUUUCAAAUCAUUUACCUAACUCUCAGGUAAGGAUUUGGCAGUAGGAGAAUGCUGAUGUCUUGGUUUAUUUCUGAAGGAUGAUAGUAUAAAAAUGACACAACUGACUUUGCCAAAAAAGGCAGCCGUUUGUAAUAAUCUGAUCCAAACCCAAUAGUAUGUUGCCAUGUUCCUGGAUCCUGUUUAGAAAAUUACAUUCUGAAGAAUUUCCUUUUACAUGUUACAUUAAAUGUACUUUUAUUUUUCUGAAUCAUAAUGCAAAGCCAGCCAUGUCCAAAGUAACUGUGUACAUAAUGGGCAUGUGAGAAAAUUUCUACAAAUGUUUUAUAUAGUUUUUUUUUUUUUGACUUGGUACCCUAAAAAUACCGCAACAUAAUAAACUAUGCAUGCAUUUUUAUAUUUUAAUGUAUAUAUUCUCAAAUAAGUAUAAGCUUUGCUCUCUUGACAUAUAAGUGUUUUGUUGCACUUCUGUUUUCUCACAUGGCAUUCCACUGUUUGUUUAUAUUUAAUUUUUCCCCUUCAUUUUUUUUGUUUUUUGGUCAAAACUUCCAAAUACCUUUCAAAGUAUGUGUACAUAGGUUUUGUAUAUGCGUUUUCAGUGCAUCAAGUCUUUUGUUUUUCUCUCCCCCAACAUGUAUGAAGCUGUCGUACUUGCUUAUUAUGCAAUAAAGCCUUAUUUUCUUUAA